CAUCUCAAACCAAGCCUUUAUCUCUCUACCCUUCACUAUCUCUCUUCCCAUUCAUACAUCCAUCCAUGGCUGCUACAACUAGUAGUAGUAUGACCUUUUUUGUUUCUUUUUCACUGUGCUUGCUUCUCUUGUCCCAUGGUACUGCGACCCUGCAGGAGCAGGAGCAGGAGCAGGGACAGCAACGCCAAUUCCGUCAGCAGAGCCAGUGCCGGGUCGAAAACCUGAGGGCCCUCGAACCCAACCGACGUAUCGAGUCUGAGGCCGGCGUCACCGAGCACUGGGACGAGAACAAUGAGGAGUUUGAGUGUGCUGGUGUGGCCGCUACUCGCUAUAUCAUCCAACCCAGAGGCCUCCUCUUGCCCGAGUUCUCAAACGCGCCCAGACUCGUCUACAUUGAACAAGGUAGGGGUUUCUCUGGUGCAGUCAUCCCUGGAUGCCCUGAAUCAUUCCACUCCUUCCGUCAAUCACAACAAUCUGAGCAAGAACAGGGCCGUCAGAGAUACAGGGACCAACACCAGAAGAUCCAUCACUUCCGACAAGGAGACAUCAUCGCUUUCCCAGCAGGAAUGGCCCAUUGGUGCUACAACGAUGGUGAAACUCCGGUGGUUGCGGUCGCUGUAUUCGACACCAGUAACCAGGCUAACCAGCUCGAUCAAAAUCUCAGGAGAUUCCAACUAGCUGGGUCCCAGCAAUACGAACCACAGAGCAUGCAGCAGCAGGAGGAAGAGCAACAGCGGCGGCGCGGUCGGCCAUACACUCGGCCAGCCUACCAGCAGGAAUCUGGCAACGAAAACAUCUUCAGCGGCUUCAAUGUAGAGACACUAGCAGAGGCUUUCGGCGUGAGCACGGAGACGGCGAGGAAGCUACAGAGCGAGGAUGAUCGGAGGGGCAAUAUCGUCCGUGUUGAGAAUGGGCUUCAGGUGGUGAGGCCACCAAGGAGAGAGGAGGAUGAACAACGAGAACAAAGGGGUUUGAAUGGGCUGGAAGAGACCACCUGCUCCAUGAGACUGACAGAGAACAUUGCAGACCCCACACGUGCUGACGUGUACACACCUCUUGGUGGACGCAUCAGAAGCACCAACGGUCAGAAUCUUCCUAUCCUCAGGACUCUCCAAAUGAGCGCUGAGAGGGGUGUCCUCUACAGGAAUGCUCUCUUGGCACCUCACUGGAACUUGAACGCCCACAGCGUGGUGUACGUCACUAGGGGCAACGGCCGGAUUCAAAUCGUAGGAGACAACGGACGGUCCGUCUUUGAUGGCGAUGUCCGUCAGGGCCAGCUGGUGAUCGUCCCACAGAUGUUCGCUGUGCUGAAACAAGCUGGGAACGAAGGGUUCGAGUACGUCGCCUUCAAGACCAACGACAAUGCUAUAAGCAACCCGCUCGUUGGCAAGGCAUCCGCUUUCCGGGCUAUGCCGGAAGACGUGCUGAUGAAUGCUUACAGGAUCUCAAGAGAGGAAGCGUGGAGAUUGAAGUAUAAUAGGGGUGAGGAGACGAAGGUGUUUGAACCAAGUUAUCCGAGGUCGGAGGGAGGAAGGGCUUCUGCUUGAUGCGAACAAGAGUUUUCGUAGUUUGUUAGUGUUAAUAGAGGGGAAUAAAUGGUGGAAGAGGGUUGCCUUAGCUUUUAAUAAAACAUGUAAGAAGAGAGAUUAUCACUGAAUAAUAAUAUUAUUCCCCUCUUUUUCUCUCUUUA
Molecule: messenger RNA, 1690 nt
Organism: Magnolia sinica
Lineage: Eukaryota; Viridiplantae; Streptophyta; Magnoliopsida; Magnoliales; Magnoliaceae
Product: cocosin 1-like
Exons: 4
Coding region: 66-1547 (493 amino acids)
Molecular function (GO): nutrient reservoir activity
Source: RefSeq, a predicted model, not a curated record